Messenger RNA from Cyclocybe aegerita, 2247 nucleotides. Lineage: Eukaryota; Fungi; Basidiomycota; Agaricomycetes; Agaricales; Hemipholiotaceae. The record is from the annotation of a GenBank genome assembly.
AUGUCCUCUCCACCCCCAGAGCCGCUCUUCACACCCCGCAAGGAGUUCAUACGCGACCAGCAGCCUCAGACGCGGAACACCUUCGCACUUCUCGCGCUCUCUAGUGCAAAUUGUGUUCGCCUGUACUCGUUUUCAGCGGCUGCUGCCGCGGCUGUGCGCCGCUUAUUGGAGCAGACGCUUCCUAUCCUUAUGGUUCGCGAGGACACCGUUCAGAAUCUCUGUGAGUACACAGUCGAUGGAAAACCAUGGGCCAACGCCAAAUCCGUCGCUACCGAGAAGCUCCUCGUCGACAUCAUCGCCCUCAUUUACCAGUGCGGCUAUACAUAUCUGUCAACCAUUGAUUAUGGAAGAGAAGCGGAUGAUCGUCUCGCUAUGGCCUUCUCGAAAGCAGACAUCAAUCCUCCUUCCAGCCGGACCGCCACCCCUCUCCCACCUUCAUCCUUAACUGCGCGAAAUGACAGUUCACGCAGCUCCCUUGGCGAAAAACCCAAGGCCCGCCGCAUUCCAUUUGCAUUGUCUUUCUCAUCCGUGACGCUCAUGAGAGUAAUUUCACCGCCUCUCCAUCUCACUCCGGCAAUUUUGCAAGCCGUUCGAGGAUCCUGGCCUCGUGGAGUGGUGUCUGAGAAGAAGGUCGGAGAGAACUCCUAUGAAUUUAAGCUCAAGGGUUAUGGGUGGUUUCAGCAGGACACAUUCGCGACUGACUCCCUCCAGCACAUCCUUGCCUUAUUAACCUCCCUCGAUUCACAUUCCUUUUCCCUAUUGACGUCUAUCUCACUCACCAAUCGUUCUCGAGUCAAGGAUUUGUGGAUUUUCACCGGUCCUGGCCCAGAAGACGGCACCGAAGUGCUGGAAAAUGUUCUUAAUGCCAGCCAGCCAUCUCUCAAGCGCACCUUACUGACAGCUGGGACAAGCAGCGAAUCGCAACCCAAUGCUCAACAGCAACAGCACCGACGACUAGCUACUGAACCUCUGCCUCCUAUCCCACAUUCGCCUAAUCCACAGCAUACGCGUGCUGCGACUGACAGCUCGCUACGACCUAACUUCCCUGCUCAACCUCAUGUUUUACGCAAACCUGCACCUAGGGCCCAGAUUCCCGUCUCAGUGGUGCAGGACUCUGACCUGCCUGAACAACAGCAACAGCCACUUAUUCGGGCCCCCAUGCCUAGUACCAUCUCCACAGGAGUCGAGAAUAUGACGGGUGUUGGGUCUGGGGGUGGUCGCACUCCCGACGUGUUCUAUGACACCCCUCCUUUCAGUGCAAACAGCCAAACGCACUUCUCACUGCCUGUUCCAGUAUCUCCUUCACCGAGGCCCAUGAGAAAUGUUCCAACGGAUGUUGAGCGACCACUGCGACCUGUUUCUGACAGGGCAAAGACACCUCCACUCUUGAUCUCCAGAUCACCUCCCCCCUCGCCUCCCAGAGGUUCAUCAUCGCCGCAUAACUCCAAGCCUUCUACGCCCAUCGUAGAGUCGGGACCCUCUCCGCCUCUGCUCGGAGGUGGCGCCUUUAGAGACUCCGCGUUUUCGUCGAGUAGCGGGGCGACCGUCGAGAUUCCCAUCCAGUGGACAGGCCCUUUGAAGGAAGAAUUCAAAUUCGACCAGGAGAAACCGCCCAGACUGAAGUCAAGCCGCCUUUCGAGUACUCCCAUGUUUCCUGGUGGUUGGCAGCCAACUCCCAUCGCAGAAAAGGCAGAGGACGAGACUGGCAUACCGGCACCACCUGUGCAGCAGACACAGCAGACAACGCCUAUUCACGAACUCGACUCUCGUAUAGAGUCACCGGAGAUCAUGCAACCCGACGUGGCGCUGAGAAAGAGUGAAGCAGCUUUGGUCGGCAUCAUACAGUCGACGUCGUCCCCUCCUCCUGUACCCUCUAUGCAUCAGCCGGAAAGGAAGGAUACAACUGCAUCGAGUCCUGGAGGGAAAGGAUGGGUUCUUGUCAACGUGGACAACAACGCUGUGAACGGGACAGCUCAGCAAGCAGCCACCAACAGCGAACCUCAGGCAACUUCCUCUCCAGAAGGCCCCAUUCCUGGAUCGCCCAAGCCUAAUGGAGUCGCCAAACCCAAUACGCCCGUGCCUGAGCAGGCAUCUCCUGCAGCUAAAGCGAUCGUGAUCAUUGACGCAAUGGAAUCAAAGCAUAAGAAAUCGCAGUCGGCUUCCAAGAAUAAGGAAGAGGGCUCUUCAGGCCUCAAGCGGUUCUUCUCUCUGAGUAGGAAGAACUCGGUGCGGGGGCCGAAGAAGUGA